Chelonoidis abingdonii (Abingdon island giant tortoise) is the source of this 2184-nucleotide messenger RNA. The record is from RefSeq and is a predicted model, not a curated record. NCBI's taxonomy places the organism in Eukaryota, Metazoa, Chordata, Testudines, Testudinidae.
UAGAAGCUGCUCCCUACCAGGAGCGCCCGGACCGCGCCGUGUGAACGUUGACUGCGCGGUUUGGUUCUCGCGCCGCCCCGUAGCCGUCGCUAUGGAGACGGGCCUAGCGGCCUGCCCCAGCGCAGCGCACGGGAGGCGCCUGGAGCCACCGGCCUGGCCCUGAGCGCGCCCCGCGGGAUGAGGCAGGAGCGGGGUGCCCAGAGCCGCCUCUCACUGCGGGGAGAAGGGUCUCCCCCUCCACACUCACUGAACACCUGAGCCGGAUAAGGAGGAGAAAGAAAGGGACUCAGGAUGACAUGUUCUGGCAGAUCCUGCAAGCCAGUUCUGCAUCGGACAGUGAGCACAGGGCCGGGAGGAUGAACAUUGCGGACAGCUUGGAGAAGGAUAGAGUGGAGAGGAGAAAGAUGAACAUCUGCAACAAACCUCCUAAUAAGACAGCUCCAGAAAAGGAGGGUGAAACAACUGCUGAAGUCCAAUCUCAGCACUCCCGAAGGAAUGGCUGGAGCUGGCCGCUACAUCCCUUCCAGAUUAUUGCCUGGCUGUUAUAUCUCUUCUUUGCUCUGAUUGGUUUUGGAAUCCUUGUGCCUCUCUUGCCUCACCACUGGGUGCCUGCUGGAUACAUUUGUCCAGGAGUGUUUUUUAUCUGCCACCUAGUGGUUCAUUUCACUGCAGUCUCCAUUGAUCCAGCUGAUGCCAGUGUGCGAGAGAACAAGUACCUAGGGCAGCUGACCACUUUCAGCCGUGACCAACAUUUCCAUGUCAUUGAAAACCGUCACUGCCACGUCUGUGAUGUGGAUGUAAGCUCCAAGUCGAAACACUGUGGAACCUGCAACAAGUGUGUAUGUGGCUUUGAUCAUCAUUGCAAAUGGCUUAAUAACUGCGUGGGGGAGAGGAACUACUGGCUCUUUUUGAACAGCGUGAUAUCUGCCAUCCUGGGCCUCGUCCUCCUAUUGUUCAUUGCGUUCUAUGUCCUUGUGGAGUUCUUCGUUAACCCCAUGAUGCUGCGCACCAACCAGCACUUUGAAGUAUUAAAGAACGACACGGACAUCUGGUUUGUGUUUCUACCUGCAGCUCCCAUCGAGACCCAAGCUCCUGCCAUUUUGGUCUUAGCUGGGAUUCUCAUUCUUCUGGGCCUGUUGACUGUGAUCCUGUUAGGCCACCUGCUGAUCUUUCACAUCUAUCUUAUGUGGAACAAAUUGACCACCUAUGAGUACAUUGUGCAGCAGCGACCCCGACAAGAGAUGAAAGAGGUCAACAAACAGCUGGAGUCUUGUCCUCCCCCGGUGAGGCCCACUCAGGAAGUGGAUUUUUAUGCAGGAAACCUUGGCUACACCAACCCUGAGAUACAGGUGGAAGACUUGUCAACAGUGACAUCAGGCAGAGAGGGUGUGCACUUGCCUUUGGAAUACAUGGAAGCUCCACAGGCAGGUCUGAGAACAUGACUGGGAUCGGAGAGCUUUCAGAUAGAAGCAGGAAGCAACUGGGUAUCUGAGACUGCCUUACCAUGAAAAGGGCUCUGCUGUCCUGAGAGUUUGCCACCCAACUCUCAUUAGAUUUUUACCUGUCCUUGGGCACCAUGUCAUGAAACCUCUGCAGUACAGCAUGUUGACAGAAAACUGCCCUGGGUAAGAAGCGGUGAUCUUUACUGCCUGGCUGGUUAAUAUAAACACAUGAGGAAAAUACUCUUUACUUCUGCCGUAGGGGUCAACUGGCAGAGACGACUUCUUCGUAUCCAAGUAUCUUUUAGUGAAACUGUAGGGGAUUCUAUCCUUCCAUCAUGCACUGUGACGAGGUUGCACCUCCCUUCAUGCCUUCCAGCUGUUCUCUCUGAAUGAUGGCAGUGCCAUCCAACAUCUACCUCCAGAAGAGACAGGCAUGACCUAGUAGUCUGAGCUUGGGCCUGGGAGCCAGGAACUUCUGCAUUCUAAUCUUGGCUCUGAUGCUGAUUCACUCUGUGGCCUUGGACGAGUGACUUAACUUUUGUACAUCAGUCUCCCUACCUGUAAAUUGGGGAUAAUAGUCACCUAGCUCACAGGGGUGCCAUGAUGAUUAAUGAGUUAGGGUUUGUAUAGUGCUUUGAAGGCAGAAGAGUGCUCGGUACUCUUAUUCUAUAUGGUGGGGCUGAACCCUGAUUUCUAUAUCUGAGGUGCUUUUGAUUCUCUUUGCCUAACAAGUUUCCCCACA